Molecule: messenger RNA, 681 nt
Organism: Alligator mississippiensis (American alligator)
Lineage: Eukaryota; Metazoa; Chordata; Crocodylia; Alligatoridae
Product: putative CENPB DNA-binding domain-containing protein 1
Exons: 1
Coding region: 1-681 (226 amino acids)
Cellular component (GO): nucleus
Molecular function (GO): DNA binding
Source: RefSeq, a predicted model, not a curated record
AUGAGUGCUUCUAAUACUGAUUCUCCAAGUGCUUCCACCUCUACAAGGAAAAGAAAAGCUAUAACUUUGGAAGAAAAACUUGAAGUUGUGAAGAGAUACAAAAGAGGUGAGAAGACAAAGGAAAUUAGGUGUGCUACAGGGCUCAGUAAGUCAACUCUCAGUACAAUUAGGGACAAUGUAGAGAAAAUUAAGGAGUCCAGUAAGAGUGCUACACAUUUAUCUACUUCCCGUGUUUCAUUGACAAGGUUGGCCAUCAUGAAGAAAAUGGAACACAAGUUGACAACAUGGAUUGAGCACCAGAAUCAAGAACACAUGCCACUUUUGAUCCAGGUGAUUCAAGCAAAGGCACGCAGCAUGUUUGAAGUGCUGAAGUGUGAUGAUCCUGAAGCCAAGCCUUUUAAUGCAAGUGCCGGAUGGUUUGAUAGAUUUAAUGCACACCAUGGAUUUCGUAAUCUCAAGCUGGCGGGCAAAGCAGCAGCUGCUGAUAAAAGUGCUGCAGAUAAAUUUCCUUCAAUCCUACAGGCUGCCAUUGAGGAAGAAUGCUACGAUCUGAGGCAAGUUUCCAACUUGGACGAAACCAGACUCUUCUGGAAACAAGUUGCAUGUUUAUCUCAGUUGAGGGGAGAACUGCCCCAGGGUUCAAGGCCGCGAAGGAUCGGUGUACACUGCUGCUCAGAGUGA